Molecule: messenger RNA, 10790 nt
Organism: Lytechinus variegatus (green sea urchin)
Lineage: Eukaryota; Metazoa; Echinodermata; Echinoidea; Temnopleuroida; Toxopneustidae
Gene: cplane1
Source: RefSeq, a predicted model, not a curated record
AUGGGGUUAAGAAUGAUCCCAACAUGGAAGCGACUCUACAGGCAUGUUAGCAAACUUCUAGAACGUUCCACUCAUUCCAAAGGGGUGUCUCAUUUCACAAGAGAGCAGAGUGAGCUUCUCCAGCUGUUGUGUUAUGUACAGAGAAAGCUGCACCUCCAUGGCUACAGUGUACCUCUCCACCUCCACAGUAAAUGGACUCGGCUCUCCAACACAGCAUAUCUGAAAGGAUGUGAGUGCUACAUCAAGAAUCUUCCAACCAAAGCAGUUCGUUUGUGGCACUUGGCCAUUGCUGACCCCCUACCCCACCAGUCCCAAAAGAAACACCCAUCCCGACGGUUAUUCCAAGAGGAUGCUUGCACCUCCGGGACCCACCUCCGUUUUGAAUCCUCCAGUCUACCAGGAGACGUACCUGCCCAGGGUGAGGCCACAGCGUCAGGCGAUGCAGAUGAAGAGGAAGCAUCUCUUCGGGAUCAGAUCGUAGAAGCAUCCCUGCUUGCAAUACUUUAUACACACCUGGUCGAAGGUGAACUCCAGAGGGCGCUUGAGCUUGCGGACUUGCUCAUCACGUGUCAGAAUGUAGGGAGCGUGACGGCCCCUGAAAGGAAAGGGAGGAGACUGCCUGACCUACCACGUAAAGAUAUGCAGAAACUGCCACCUGCAUCUCCCAUUUCAACUCCAAUCUAUGUGCCUUACUUAGCCAACUCUUGCCAACAGAGGGCUGUACAGAGCCUUGCUCGUUUUAUGGCCCUUUACUUCACAAAUCGGCCACUCUAUGUCUUCCCACCAUGCUCAGCGAGCCCUCUUCCUCCACUUCAUAUCCAAUCAAAGACAGGAAUUACUGAAAGGCAAAUCCAGAUAACCCAUGAGUCUAUCACCUCCAGUGUCCGGCAGCAGGAGCUCUCGGACAAGUGGACAGUCAACAUGACAUUGAACCUGUUGCUGGUGUCUGGGCUGGUACCCGAGGCCGUCUGGCUUGCCCACGAGCUAGGGGACUGGAAGAGUGCCUUUGCGUUGUCAGCAAUCUAUUCAACACAGAUUCAGAGCCAGCUUGGAACAAAAGCUCCAAGCACGCUUGAUGAAUCCCUCAUCCUACCACCAAACCUCUCUCCCACCAAUCUCCUAAGGGAAGGGCUCAACUCCGUCCUCCAGACCCCUAUCCUGGACCCCCAGGCAUCCCCUACUCCAGGGAAGAAGGUCCAGAGAGCCGGAUCCUUCUCAGGGAGCCAGAGACGAGGUUCCUACGGCUCCCUCCUGGACUCACCGGCGAUGCCGAUUAGGAAGAGCUCAUCAGUGUGUUCUCUGGUAGAGGAGGACAAGCUAGCUCAGGUUCAGUUGAGCCAGACCUUGACUGACAUCCUGACAGCAGCCACCUUGAGCAGGCAGGACCCUAGCCACUGGCUCCUGGAGAGUAUGAUGGAAGAGUGCCUUGCCCUGGCCAAAGGCUUCACUUCGUUGGUCCCAGAAGAAUUUUACCUUCCUGCCCCACCGUACUACUGCCCACAACCUGAUUACAUUCCAAACGACUCUGAUCCUCCAGAAGUCCUUGAAGAAGAUGACAGGAGACGUGAGAUCAAUGACCUGGUGCAGCUGAUCCUACUGGUCCUCAAUGCUUCUCACUGCAGUCUGCCGUGUGCCAGAUGGUAUGUGGAGCAGUUAAGAGAGGUGCAGGAGAAGGAGAAAGCCUGGAAGCCCAAAGAAUCUUCAGUAGAGCUACCAGCUCAGCUUCAGGCCCACCUGUCCUACCCAGUGGACAUUCUCUCUGGCAUGGAUGAUCCUAACAACAACCUUGACAGCAAUGCCAAGGGAUCAGUCCUGAAGUGCUUCAGGGAUCUAUGCAGUCUCCUCUGGAUGCUGUAUGUGAGAGACAAGCUAUCUUUAGCUGUCCGCAAGUAUCAGACAAGCAAGGAGAGGUCAACCCAUGUUCAGCAAACUGCUGAUCUGAAGGAACAUGAGAAGACAGAGAAAUUACUGAAACCUGUCCUAGACUGGGCAGAGUGCCUCUACCCGUUCUCAAGAUUUCUUCAGCUGGAGAAUGAAGUCAAUGAUAUCCUCAUGACAGCAAUUGCUGAGCUCCCUCUCACCAAAGAGACGGUGUCAAUACUAGGCAGGCAUUUCUAUGACACACGCGAUCUCCCACCUUUCCUGGAGGAAAAAUUUGGACGACUCAAGGAGAAGCUGAGGCGUAAGAAGGUCCCUGCGGAUCAGAAGCAUAAGAAAAAGAAAGACAGCAAGGAAGUCCCUCAAGGUGAAACUACUCCUUUAGUCUUUGAGACAUUGAUGGCUCACUACAAGAAGCAGAGCAAAAAGAAGAUGCUGGAGCGGAACAUCCGUAAAUCUUCUUUCAGGAGUUUGGAUGACAGUGUCUUUGAGGCCGAUGGAGACAUAGAACCAAGAAACCGUAUUAUGUCCAAAGCAGAAGAUGAUUCUGUAUUUGAUACGACAACAGAGAGUAAUGGUGCCACUCCUCAGGAGAAUAAUGGAAGCCGUCUGAAUUCUGAGGAAGUGAGGCAGUUCCAAGUCGGUUCCAGGGAGUUUGAAGGUAGUUCUGCUUACCUUCACUUUCUGGAGACUUUCUUUUUGGUGACAUUUGGAAAGCAAGUUCAAGAAGAUGCAUUCAUGUCUCACACUGAGCUCCCCUUGAUUAGGUCUUUCCACAAACAGGUGUUUAAUACAGAAAUCAAAAAGAAUGCUGGUAGACAACAGAAAGUGAGUCUGCCAUCCUUGAACAUGAAUGAUCUGCAGUUUGGACAUCAAGCUUUAGAUGUUAGUGUGGAACAUAGUGAGAUGAAGUCAGUCCCAUCCAAAAUUCAUGGUCCAGGACUAUUCAAAACGCUAUUUGGUGGGCCUCUUGAAAGAGAAGAUGUCACAGAAAUACCCAGGUUACCACUUCAGCGUAGCAACAGUCAGACAAGUUUGUCUGGAUCUAUAAGUGAAAGCCCAAGAAGGCAAAGGGAAAGGCAAUCAUCAAGAAGUAGGAACACUGUCCAGCUGAAGAAAAAGAAAGAAGACUCCUGCUUUACGGGUAUCACUGUUGCCGAGGGAUUUAAAGUGAUCAGGCUGGGCUUUGGGAAGGAGUUUCAACAGCUUGCAAAGCUUGUGGAUUGGUUGAGCAAAUGGUCAGGAAGACAACCUUCUCAGGGAUUCCAGAAAUUGGACAACCCUGCAGAAGAGUCCAAGGCAGUCAUGCAAGUUAAACUUCCUCAGCAGCUGAUCCUAGUGAGCAUGUGGCUCCUGCAGCAGGUGUAUGCACCUGGUAUCUUGCAAGUUGAAGAAAGACAUGCUCAUGCAUCAUCAAAGGAUACAUCAACUCAUGGCAAAGUGCAAUUUACCUUUGCUGGUAAACGUAGUAAAAAGAAGGAUUCAGCGUUAUCAGGGAGACAUAGGCAUUCUGGAAGGCGAAAGAGAGUCUCUUCGGUCAGUAGACAAGAUAAGACAAAACUAACGGGUCAUGAGAAGGCUUCUCUAGAGGAUGAUCACCUUCUAGGGGAAGAAGUUGCACCAGUAGAUAUGUCAAGACCCAUCAGUGUUGGGAGUAUACCUGCAAUAGUUAUCGAGAAGUCGGGUUCUAGUGACAACCUUGUAGACUCUCUUCCAUUGGGUGCAUCAGUCAAUGCAAAUGACAAUCAUCCUCUAUUAGAGAGAUCCCCAAAUGAAGUUGGAAGUGAAUUCUUGGAUGACACUGGAGCAACCAGUUGCAGAGAGAUCACUCCAAAGGUUAAAGAGACUGCAAAGAAGCGUCGUCAGCUGCCUGUAGUAAGUGAGGAAAAGCGAAGGAAUUCUCCAAAUAUCAGCCAGUUACUCAAAGGAAAGAUGACAAUGUCUAUUACAAAAAAACCUAAAUCAAAAGCCAAAUCUAUUGAUGUAGAGGACAGAAAAUCAUCAAAGAAGCUUACUCAUAAAAAGAGAAGCAGCAGUGACCCUAGAAGGAUGAAUGAUGUCACUGAAUAUGAAAUGGCUGACUUCAGUCAUGAGAGGAAGAACAAUGCAAGUAAACCUGAUUCAUCUGAUGAUGUUUCCCAAACACGUCAAGACCAAAGUUAUCCAGGUUCUGUAGAAACUCCAAUUGUGGGCAAACUGCAGGCUGAUUCCAAGAACAACCUACCUAUGGCCAGUGAUGACACUCUGUUCUCUAAUCCGCACCCUGAUCUAUCAGACGGAGUAAAGGUGAGGAGACCUUCUGUGGAGAUCCUCAGGCGGAGUCCCAGUGGGGGUGGGAUCCUCAGCACCGAAGGCCACUUCUACCAGAGCUCUUCUAGCACCAGUUCUCCAGAUGUAAGUUCUCUUGAAGAUUCUGACGAGGACGAAGGUACCCUUGGUCAUCCCUGUUCGACCGGUGAGACACCCAGGGAGUCCAAGACGAAGAAUUCAAUGGAAGAAGAUGAGAAGAGUCAGAUGUCAUUGUCAGACAUGCAGGCUACGGCAACUACUGCUGGUGCUGGAAGAGGGAAAGGGAAGAAUGGAGAUAUCAAGAAGCUAGUUAGAUCUGAAGUCAAAAGGAUUAUGGAGGCACAGCACCAAUCCAUGAUGAGUAUGCUAGACACAGCAGGAACAUUAAUAUUGAACAAUCUAGAGCAAACAACUGAUGGACAACAUCAUGCUGACACAAAUGGUUCCAUGUCUUCAAAUGGAAAUGAGGGCCAUCAGAACAAAACUGAUCAAGAUUUACCAGCCCAGGCUAAACAACAAUCAUCAGCAUGCCCUUCAAAUGUAACAGAAGCAAAGAAAAGUCACAGUGUUGGAGAGGAUAGUUCUAGAGACCAAGGUUUAAGCACUCAUGAUGGUGAAGUUCAGGUUGAAACUUUUGCUGAUUCUGCUGCCCAGGCGAGUACAGGAACUAAUGGAGUUCCUCCUUUGAAGCUUGAGGACCUGGCUAGCUCUAGAGAACCCAGUAACCAUCACAGAGGAAGACCUCCAAUGUCUGCAAGAAGCAUUCCAGGAAUGAUUACAGGAUUUCCACUUCUUACCAUUCCAAAAGAUGAUGGUAGGGGUGGGCAGGGUGCUGUGGGCAUGGUAGGGGGGAGUGAGUAUGACUUGAUACCUACCAGGGAACGGGACAGUGCAAGAGGUCCCAGUCAUGACAGGAAGGACAUAGUUCUUUUGAAAGUGUUACCAGAAAGGACAGUUGCUUCCUCACCACCAAGGAGGGGUCCAGUCGAACCCCCUCAGUACAAGCAAUCUUUCACUUUUGAUAAUCGUACACCGCGUGGCCCACCGAACUGCCCCCAAGGAAUACCGCAGAAGGUGGUCAGUGUGAUGCCUCUGCUGAGGAUACCCCCAGAAACAGAUUACAAAUUUCCUGUCCCUCAAUAUUCCAAUGUCCCCUACUCACAAAUGAAUCAGCCCAAGAUGAUGCAUCAAGGUGACCAGACACAUGUGCCUCCAUACGCGAAUGGUCAUCAUGGCCCACCUGGGCAUACUCCACGUGAAGCAUGGGGGAAUCGACCGGCAGAAGGGGCAUAUUCGGUGAACCCUCUACAAGGGAAGAUUGAUAUCCCACUUUUGAGGAUUGACAGUGCCAAACCUACCAUGGCUGCACCUCAGCCGAUGCAACAUGCUCCUGUGCGAAGUCAAGUGCCAUCGAAACAAACUUCCCAAACAGAAAGAACUAGAAUCAACCUCCCACUUCUGCAUCUUAAAAACCCUGAGCCGCAACCUCUUCUCCAAGCGAACUUUAAAAGGCCUCUCCAGCCAAAGCUUCCAAUUGUUUCUCCAGAGGAGAUCCUUGCUUACCAACAGGAGAAAAGGAGGCUAGAGCUGGCAAGGGAGGAGGAAUUUAGGAAGCAAAAUGGAGGACAAAUGCAACUCUUGCAUCUGGAGCCAGAACAAACUACAGAUGUGCUUGCCACAACCUCUAGACAGAGAAGAAGAGAGAGAUUGGAGAGCAAAGAGAAUGAUUCCAGGACGGAACUCGAACCGGGACAAAAGAAUGCAAAAAUCAGGAAAUCGGCAAAUACCCAACCCAAACACUUCCGGAAAAGCAGGAAGUCUUCAAAGGUUGAUGAUGUGAUUUUGAAGGAAGUUUCAUUGGAUGAGGAGGAGGAAAUGGAGAGGGUGCCUCCCAUACCAUCUCCGAGAGGGAGGGUCGUCAUGGUGAUGCCAAAAGAAGAUGAGAGGGAGACUUCUAGACAGGAAGAGGUGGAAGAGGAGGCUAUGCAAGUGGGAUCAGAAAUCAAGAUGGAGACUGAUGUUACAGAAAGACCUAAUGUAACCACACACGAUGUAGAGACCCAAGUAUCUGCUGUCGGAGCUGGCUAUGCCAUAAAACCAGGAACGUAUGAUGAAGCACUUAGUGACCCUGAUGCCCGCCCUGUAUUGCCAACCUCUGCCCAAAUCCACUACGAGACUGUCAUGAAGCUUCAACAACCCCCUCCUGUGGUCGCAACCAGAGAGGCUGAGACACAGGUGAAGGAUGUGAGAGAAACAGGUACAUCAAUGGAAGGCAGAGAAAGCUUGGAUAUCAUACAGGAAAGACUUGCCAGAAGGAGGACUGAUCUAUCACAAGAAGCCAAGCCAACUAUUGAAGAAGUAGAAGAACAAUACACCCAAGCUGCGACAGGUCUUAACAAAGCUGGUAACAUCAUUGCGCCGGAUAUCUUCUUUGGACUUAGAUUCAGAUCAGAAGAAGAGCAGACAUCCAAUACAGCAAGACCUGAUACCGGUCAACCAGGCUCAUCGGUGCGAGAUUUCAUUCAUGUUGCUGAUAUUAAUGCUGAUGAUGUAUUCAGAGAUAUACCUCAACAUCCAGACUCCAAGGAUUUCAAAGGGAGGCGGAGAAGAGAGGAUGAGGACUACCAAUACCCUGAGAAAGAUGGCUCAACCAGAAGAUCACCCGGAGAGAAGGAAUCCAAGAGAAGGAGAGAAGAUGAUGUCAUGCAGGAGGAGGAGGAUCAGGCGACCAUAGCGGAGCUCCAUUAUAAUUCCCUCUUCCACCGGGAUGCGGUCCCUGCUGAUGGUCUCGCUCUCCUGGAGGAUGAUGGGGAUGAGAUGGACGGGGCAGAGAGGAGGAAGAGGAUCGGUGAUGAAGUGACGAGGAAACUUCUGGAGGCAAAACUAGAUAAAGCAGAGAGAGGAAUGAAGCUUGCUUCAGAAAUCAGCUCCUCUCGCAACCAAUCUAAGAAUCGUAUCCAGAAUCAAUUAGCCAACAUGAACGAGCGAUUGGGAGCUAUUGAUGAGGUUUCUCAAUCCAUGCAGAGAGAUUUCAACAAUACCAAACUGCUGCUUCAUACUGUGGAGAACCUAUCAGAAGCCAUGGCUCAACAACCGGGUGACACAAGACCAAGACCCGACUACUCCCUGAAAGACUACAGAGAACCCAAGACUGUUGCGGAAAGCCCAAAGGCACCUCUACUGUCAACGGAUGAUCGACCCGUUGAUGUGGAUGCUGAGAAGGAAGAGGAGAGAAAGAAGGAUGAAGAGGCAAAGGAAGAGGAGGAGGAUGUCAAGUUUGAAAUGGAGAAGCCGGUGGAACCAGAGGAAGAUGGAGAGGUGGAUGAGGAGGAAGAUGAUCAUGGUAACAAUGAAAGGACGUUGGUGACGGAAGGGAACCUGACCCUCGGAAUCUCAGGCAUCAGUGGGGUCAGUGACAUCAUCGCUGAGGUCAUCGCUGGGGACGACGUGGACGCUGAUGAGUUUGGACUCACCGAGCAGCAGAAGAGAGCAGCCAAGAAGCGUGUUCAGACUCGGCAUGACAGCUUCACUGAAGAAGACUUAGUUGACAUCCCCCUCACCAGCCUGACGGACAGACAGCUCCGACAGAUCUUCUCCCCUCGGUCGGCCACUUCCCCCGAGGAGAGGACCAAGCCCUGGCCCUUCGCUGCCAAGCCUGAAGGGCGCUCUGCUGAGGAGAGACAGAAGAUCAAAGAAUGGAUGGAGAGAAGGAGAGUUCAGCAGAUUGAGGAUUAUAAGAAGAAGAGAGGAGAGAAGAUAGAGAGGGAGCAUAGGCCGUUCAGACCCAAAGGGGACUCCUUAAAGCAGAUUCCAACAUCAACUAUAGAAAUCAAAAGGGCUGAGGUAGAGAAGAAGACAAAGAGGCAAAUCAAGUCUCAUGAUCACCAUGAGGACAGAAUAGCUCAGGCUAAGGACCUGAUGGCAGAGAUCUUUGAGGACACACCAAAUCUUCCCCCUAGACCCUUGAUAGAACCGCCGCGUAAAGACCGCUCUGACAAGCUGAGAAAGCAGGCAACAGCAGUGCGAGGUACAGCUACUCCAACAGCCAGACAGCCAUCAUCCAGAGCAGCCGCAGCGCCACAAUCGUCUACGAGAACUGCCGCAACACCACAACCCAGGACUGGUGCUGACUCCAGGAUGUCAGGAACCCGAGUGCUUGGCGAUAAAAGCAACGUGGUGAGGAACGAUGGACGAGGUCACCAAGGUGGAAGACCACUGCCCAAAGGAACCUAUAUGUUUGACAGUGAGGCCUAUCAAGGUCCUACUAAGGAAAGACGUGAUGAUUAUGACCACCACCGAGAGAGAGAUCAGACCGAGAAUAGGCAACAGGAGCAUCCUACGUUCAGGGGAAGCACUGACAGGAGACCUCCUCGAAGAUCUCUUCAGGCUAGCAUGGAGCGCUCUGUCCAGUUUGCGGAUCCCAGGCGAUCAAGCGAUGAAGACCUGCAGCUGGUUCUAGCAGAAAUGUCCGACUUGGUGACACCACGUAGUGAGGACAGCGACCAUGCAAGCAGCCAUCAUGAACUUGAGUCUGCAGCUGGGACGUACCAUAAGCCCAAGUCGUUCACUGAGGUUGUCCGGGUUCAGAGACCGGAGGUGACAAGGAAGAGGGAAGGAACUCCUAGGAAACCAAAGACGUAUACUGAUAUGCUGCAGGAGAUGAAGGCUGAAGUUAGUUCCAGCAGAGCUCCAUCGUCUGUCAAGUCAAAACAGCGGCUCUAUGGUACGAAAAGAUUGCCAGGAUGGAAUAAGAACAGAAAGCAGUACACAAAGACACCCAAGACAUACACAGAGAGGCUGGCAGAGAUGAGAGGCGCCCAAGGCACAGGGGGUCAGGCAACCAGAUUGGUCCAGAUGCCCAAACCCAAACCACGCCAACGGGAAAGACAAGGCACAGCUACCAUGACGAUUGGGCCUAGUAGACGUCAGCAGGUCGAGAGACGAGGAAUCACUCCUGAACCAGGACCAAGAUCUUCUACCCCGUACACUGCCAUGCUGGCUCAACUCAGCAACUCUGGAACUCUCAGGGGCAGAGAGCCUGUAGUGAGUCCUCGUAUGAAUCCUGGUAUGAAGGCUAAACCCAGAGCACAUGAACCAGUGCCUUAUGUAGAUAGACUCAAACAGAAUGCAGCAGAAGCAGCACCGACGACCAAACACAAGGCUGUCUACGGUACAAGACCGGUACCAACCGGAACAUACUACACCCGAAAGGCAGCACCUUUCCGAAGCCCCUCCCCGAGACACCAGCCAUAUGAGAUGGGUACGAGACAGGCAGGAAGGGGGGAGGAAGAGAUGUCUGAUGUGAGCGCGCUCAGUCCAUGGAGUGUUUCGGAUGACGUGAGGAGAUUGUUGGAGGAAGAUGAUGACCUUGAUGAGGGUCUACCAACGAUUACCGAGCCCCAGUACGAGAUGAGUGACCUAGGUGAACAGGACUAUGAUGGAGAUUACGCUGCCUCCGUUGAUGUCCGUGAACUGGAGGAGAUCGCAUCGAUUGGAAGCGGUAGCAUCAUGAGCAAUAUUGACUGGGAUGCUAUUGAUGAGAUGAUACAAACGGUCAAGUGAACAAGAUGAGUGAUGUCGGUGACAAGGGCUAUUCUCUGCUGCUGUGGAUGUCCGUGAACUAGAAGAGAUCGCAUCAGUUGGCAGUAGCAUCAUGAGCAAUAUUGACUGGGAUGCCAUUGAUGAGAUGGUACAAACGGUCAAAUGAACAGUGGUAAUUCAGUGCUUCUGUGUACACUGUAAACUGCACAAAUGCAAGCGGACACUCAAGUUCCAUACUGCCUUUUUUCCCUUUGUUUUACUCAUAGAUAAUGAAGAGACAAGACAUAAUUCACAGUGUUUAUGUGAGCCCUGUUGCAACUGAGAAUGUUCCAGCAAUGCAUUUUGUCACACCAACUCAUAUGUCCCAAAUUUUCUCAAACAUAGCAUCACAGCUCCCAGCGUAUGUAUUAUUAAUGUUGCAGUAAAUUUAUCAAUUAUAUUUUGUCGCAUUAGCCCAUGUAUAAUAAACUAAAUAUCACAGUUGCAGUGAUAUUUCUUCCAAAACUGUGAGGUCACAUAUGAGUUUAAGAUAUACCUUUUCGAUCAAAAUUUGUUCAGAUUUGGUGGUGGAACAACUUGAAGUUGAUGGUGAACCAAGCACGUGCAUGAUCAAUUGAUGCCGCUUCUGAGGUAUGGAUUCACGACCAAUUGCCUCAGUCUUCUUUCAAUUUUUUUUUAUCUGUGUAUCUACAUCUCAUACUCCAUCAAACAUGAGCUUGUAAGGUUGAGCUCUGUAUUUUCUUUAACAGUAUUCAAAAGAAUCCAAUGUGAAGUAAGGUCUUCUCGAUCGAUCUGAAUGCAAGUUUGUUUGGCCUCCUUGGAAAGCAAUAGACUUCAGAGUGCUACUCAGUGGACGAACCUGACCUCAUCGUCUGUCUGAAUAAGACUCUGCUACUUUUUCGUAGCUCUUAGCAGUUUCAGUUCUACUUCUGCCCGACAACCUAAUAGUAUUUGCUAGCUUAGGUAUCACAAAGGUAUCAGUGAACUGAUCAGUACUAGUCGUGCCUGCAAAGACCUCUCAUUUAUCUCCAGCCAUGCUGUUUUUCUAUGCAUUCUCCAGCCUCACCUUUGAGGCCGGUACU